UGUAAAGGAAGUUGGCUUGGCAAUCAUCAAUGUUUAUAAUCUUCACUACAGUAUUGGGGACAAGAUGUUCUUGUCAAUGGAAUCUUCACACCAAAGUAUUCCUCAGGAGGAGGGGGAAUGUGUUGAUGUCAAACUUACAACAGACAAAAUUUGGAUUUUAAAGGAUAAUGGAUUAGUGUAUAACUAUCUGCUUCAUACAAACACUGCCAUCAUGUCCUUUUCAAUUGUCAUCAUCUAAUGUUGUUGGUGCAACACUGCAACUAUAUUCUCAAAAUUCUCAAAUUGCAUACACAUAAAUCACAGAGUUAUUGAGAUAAGUUUGGCUUUUGUUUUCUAAUCGGAUGCAGAGUUGUUUGCAAUUCACUAAUCCUUUGAUGCCAUAUCUACCUGUACAAUCUAAACUUUUUCAAUGAACUUUGUUUUUAGGGAAGAAGCAGGCUGCUAUGUCUCACAAGAAGAAUUCGUUGCAGAUCAGCUGUUUCAAAGUUUGGAAAAUUCUGUAGAUGAUCUUAUUUUGAUGGCUAAUUCAGUGUUUUCAUCAGGAAAGGAGCACAUUUUUCCACUUGUUUCUUCUAUUUUCUUAUGAAGACUUCUUCAUCCUGGGGUUCUUCACAACCUAGUUCUACGUGCAACUUUAAUAGAUUAUAACAAGCACUGGACUGAUUCUGAGUUUCAGUCCUUGACUGUUGAUGGACUCAAAAAGGAGAUUCUUUUGCUGGUUGAAGAUAAGACUCUUCCCAAAAGUGUAUCAAUAUUUCAAGGGUGGAAAAACUUUUGUAGGCGCUAUUUCCAUUACUGGUGCAGAAAUAAUGCGCCAUGCAGCUUGAUUGUAGGGUCCUCAUCAGGUGCUGUUGGUUUAAUCAGAAAAAGUUCUGUAUCUUUAUUUCGUGGUUUGGAGAACAUUGAGCUACUCAUAGAUGGUUCUCGAGAGGAACUUGGUGAUCUUGUAAGCAUUGGGUUGAAUUCAUUGGAUGAUGAUUCUGAACGGGAGAUACUUGCUGAAUUGCUUAGAUGCAUUAUUAAUAUUAGCCAACAGUUGGGCAAAACAACUUAUGCUAUUUUUUAUGAAUCACUUGUUUGCAAGCAUAUUAUUUCCUCUGAGGAGAUUGUUCGUCGCUUGCUGAAGGUUCUAGAAACUGGACAUGGGUCAAUAAUAGCAGAACUCCAUGUAUUUAAUCUUGGAGCUGAUGUUGCAUGGGAAAAAGAGCAGGCAGAUCACAAAAAUCUGAGGAAAUUUUCUGUUGACAUAUUGCUGUCACUUCAUGUUCUUUAUAAAAAAGCAGCCUCUUGGGAGAAAGUUUUUGAUGUUUUAGGGAAGUAUCUGCAGGUUCUUGUUCCCCAGAAAGUUAUAAAAGAUUCAGGUGCUGGAACAUUGUUUAAUAUCAGCAAUUCCAUUGUGGUCCCAGCUGUCUGCCAGAUUGCGAAGGUGAUGUUUGAGUCUGCAUUGGAUAUCCUUCUUUUUGUUAGCUAUUUGGCUGAUAUCAGUUGGCAGAUUGACAUGUCACAUCAUGACAUAUCUAAAAUCCAACUUGAGAUGGUUCCAAUGAUUCAAGAAGUUGUUUUUGAGUGGCUAAUCGUUCUUUUCUUUAGCACUACACCAUCUGAGUCACUUUCAAUUGAAGAUUUUAGUUCUCAACUUUCAUCAUUACACAUUGGCAGCAACACUAAUAAAAAAUUGUGGAAUGAGAAGCUCGGGAAACCUGAUUUCACAUUAGCUUCUAUACUUCUACCAAACAUUCAGAGUUCCUCUGUAGAUGAGAGAUGCCUUUCUUUGGGAUACCUGCCUAAUCCACAUGACAUUAUUAGUAUGGUGCAGAAAUUUACAAGUUGGAUCAUUUUUGGAAAGGUUGGAGACGAAUCUCCUUCAUUCUUAAGGCGUUCAAUUACCCUUUCCCUGAUCCUGCUUAGGCAUGGCCAAUAUGAUGCUCUCAAGUUCCUGCUCUCUAGUAUGGAGGCAAAUUCAGAAAGGGAAAGGAUAUUCAAAUGCAUUCAAGAUGAUGGCAGCGAUUGGUGCUUACUUCAACAUCUUCUUGGGUGUUGUCAUCUUGCUCAAAUGCAAUGUGGAUUACAUGGAAUCCUGAAAGAUAGAAAAGUUUGUGAAGCUGUUCACUGUUUUUUCAGAGCUUCAUCUGGAAAGAGUGCGUCCCAGGCUUUGCAGAGUUUGUCUCCAGAAGUGGGAUUGCCAUAUCUUGGUUUUAGUGGUUUUGUUGCAUCUCCUGCAUGGAAGCUUCUAUAUUAUCAAUGGGCAAUGCAGUUAUUUGAGCAAUAUAAUAUUAGUGAAGGGGCUUGUCAAUUUGCUCUUGCUGCAUUGGAGCAAGUUGAUGAAGCUCUUAGACUGGAUGAUGACUUCUUUGAGAGAGAUCCAUUUAACGAGUCAGCCACCACCAUAAAAGGACGUCUUUGGGCAAAUAUAUUCAAGUUUACUUUGGAUCUAAAUCUCUUGAAUGAUGCUUAUUGUGCAAUAAUUUCAAAUCCAGACGAGGAGAGCAAAAGCAUCUGCUUGAGACGGUUUAUAAUAGUUCUUUAUGAACGUGGAGCACUAAAGGUUCUUUGUGAUGGUCAGUUGCCCUUCAUUGAUUUAGCUGAUAAAGUUGAGCAAGAACUUGCCUGGAAGGCAGAGCGUUCAGAUGUCUUGGCAAAGCCAAAUCCAUACAAGUUGCUCUAUGCAUUUGAAAUGCAUCGACAUAACUGGCAAAGAGCAGCAAAUUACAUAUAUAUAUACUCAUCUAAUUUGAGAACUGAAUUGGUUGUAAAAAAUCAACAAAAAAUAUCAGUGGCACUGCUGGAGAGGCUGAAUGGGCUCUCUGCUGCUAUCAAUGCACUGAAUCUUGUUCAUCCGAUGUAUGCUUGGAUUGAUCCUCUUAAUGAAGCAAAUUUUCUCCACAGUGAGCAUUAUCCAAGUAAAAAGGCUAAAAAGACAGUGACAGAAGAAUCAGCUGGCAAGGAUUGGCAGCUUGUGAGGCCUCAAUUUUAUAUUGAUACAGAGAAAUUGGAAAAUGAAUUUGUGCUGGCAUCAGCAGAAUAUUUACUCUCACUGGCCAACGUGAAAUGGACAUAUUCUGGAACUCAAAAACCCCCUUCAGAUUUGGUUGAUCUCCUUCUUCAAACAAAUUUGUAUGACAUGGCCUUCACUGUCCUAAUGAAGUUCUGGAAAGAUUCAGGAUUGAAGAGGGAGCUGGAAAAUGUCUUUUAUGCCAUGUCAUUAAAAUGCUGUCAAAGUACUGUAAGCUCCUAUGUGGCAGGAAAGCACAGCCUCCUGGUGACUUCAUCAAAGGAUGAAGUGAUUUUAGAUGGUUCAGCUGAGAUUGGGCUUACCACUCAACAAACAAAUUUGAAUAGUCAAUGGGAAACUCUUGAGAUUUAUCUUAAAAAAUACAAGGUCUUUCAUGCAAGGUUGCCAGUAAUUGUGGCUGAAACCCUUCUUCGCAUGGACCCUCAUGUCGAAUUGCCUCUAUGGUUGGUUAAUAUCUUCAAGGAUGGUCAAAGGGAAAAUAACUUCACAAUGACUGGUCAAGGGCCCAGUCCUGCAUCCUUGUUUUGCCUCUAUGUUGAGUAUGGUCGAUAUACAGAAGCUACAAAUUUGUUACUGACAUACAUGGAAGUAUUUGCAUCAAUGAGACCUUUUAAUAUAAUGCAUCGAAAACGAUCUCUAGCUGUGUGGUUCCCGUACACAAUGAUCGAGCGCCUUUGGUGCCAACUUGAGGGAUUGAUAAAUUCAGGUUACAUGAUUGAUCAGUAUGAUAACCUCAAAAGGCUACUAAAUGGAGUUUUGAUGAACCAUCUCAAGCUGCUAAAAGAGGAUUCAGAAGAUGCAUUGUGUUCUGCUGGAAAAGAAAGUGAUCAGUUGUGCUGAGUUUGUUUUUUGGCAUCAGCAAUCCUUCUUAACUAGAUUGGAGGAAGGAGUCCUUGUGUUUUGGACAAGACUUCUCCUUUGUGCGACUGAGAUUGUUCUUUAUUUGCUGCUCCUGCCACUUUUCUAACAGAAUACAUGAGAGAGAGCAGUCAACUAACUGGUGCUUAAAUUUCUUGUCUGGUAAAACUGGAAUUGGCCCUGGCGGCCUGGACGUAAUUAGAGUAACUAUAGCAGACUUGAUCAGGUCUUUAAACUGCCCCAUCUUCAAGAAAAUUAGGCAAUCCUCAAUAGAUGUUAAGAGUGCACCUAAAAUGAAUGGAACUCUGAUUUCUUGUUUAUUUUUCCACUAUCCCCCACAUUUCCUUUCUCUAAAAGUAAAGGAAAAAAUAGCUCGGAAAUUAAAGAAGGCUUCAUCUUACAUGUCACAGGUCUGCCUCGACUCUCCCGGUUCUUUCAGCUUUUGCGUCUAGGAACAUCGAAGAAGAUUAGGAUCAAUGAAUUAAGUGCGGAAAUUGAGCCUGAAAGAAGGGUGAAGGAAAUGAAUGUAUAAUCAAGCUACGCUCUGCAUUUUUUUUUUUUCAUCGUGAAUCCCAAAAAAAAAAAAGAAGGGAAAAAGGUGAAUCAUUAAAAUGCAGUAAAGACUAUUUUGACGAAAUGGUAUUAACGCACGGCUUGAGGGGCAUUGCUAGAGGGUACCCUGUGCCGACUAGUUUAUCUGCAAAUGUUUCAGUCCUCAAAAAAUGAUUCAAUAGAUCAAUUGACUAGAA
This is a messenger RNA of Rubroshorea leprosula, 4620 nucleotides long. The record is from the annotation of a GenBank genome assembly. Lineage: Eukaryota; Viridiplantae; Streptophyta; Magnoliopsida; Malvales; Dipterocarpaceae.